UUAUCCACAGCCAUGAAAUGGAACUCUAUCAUCAUCGUAUAGAUGUGGUCGUGUUCCUCCUCUUUGUCUCUCUCAUUUCCUCCAGUGGAGUUCCAAUCCCAUCUCGACCAGUGCAAUGCAACGUGAGAGACUAUGGAGCUCUUGGCAAUGGAUCAACGCUCGAAACCUCCUCAAUCCAGUCAGCAAUCAAUGCUUGCCACUCUCGCAGCAACAAACUCGGCUCCAAGAGUGUCGUCUGGGUUCCUCCAGGCUCCUACCUCACUGGAACACUCUUCCUCAGAUCCAACAUGACGCUCCACAUCGACCAUGGCGCCAAGAUCUUGGGAAGCUCCAGGCAGAUGGACUAUCCUCCCGAGAAGGAUCGAUGGUAUGUGAUUCUUGCCGAGGGCGUAGAGAAUGUGGGGAUCACUGGCGGUGGUGAGGUCAACGGCCAGAGCUCCAAGUUUGUGGUGAGAUAUGAUCCAAAGAAGAACAUCAUGACGAGCUGGAAUGUCACUGGGAACUGCCUAGGCGAUGAAUGCCGCCCCAGAUUGGUGGGAUUUCUACGCUCGACCAAGAUUCGCGUCUGGAACAUCGAUCUCCGGCAGCCGGCAUACUGGUGCUUGCAUCUGGUCAACUCGAACUUCAUACACAUCCACGACAUCUCAAUCUUGGGCGAUUUCGACACGCCCAACAACGAUGGUAUCGACGUAGAUGGAUCCAACAACACGGUGAUCGAGCGCUGCCGGAUUGACACGGGCGACGAUGCGAUCUGCCCAAAGACGACGUACGGACCGCUCGUCAACCUCACCGUCCGGGACUGCUGGGUACGGACAAAGUCGUGCGGGGUCAAGCUCGGCAGCGCCACCUUCUUCGACUUCCGCCACCUUCGAUUCUCAAACUUGAUCAUCGUUGAUUCGCAUCGCGGACUUGGGAUCCAGCUCCGGGACGCCGGGAGUGUCUACGACGUGAUCUUCGCCAACAUUGUAGUGUCCACUCGAUACUAUGAUCCGUCGUGGUGGGGGAGAGCCGAGCCGAUCUAUGUGACGGUGUGUCCCAGAGACGAAUUCACGCUGGUGGGAUCGGUCCACUCGAUCGAGUUUCGCAACAUCACUGCUCGAUCCGAGAAUGGGAUCUUUCUCGCGGCGUCUGAGAAUGGAGCUGUGAUUCACAGCGUGAAACUUGUGGACGUGGAUUUGAAAAUCGAGAGGUGGACGAGCUAUAGCGGAGAUGGAGGGAUGCAGGACUUUAGACCGGGAUGCCAGGGUCUUAUCUCCCACGACAAGAGAUCGGGAAUGUUUGUCCAGAGGGCGCAUGGCCUGUCGCUACAGAACGUCAGCUUUACGUGGGUGACGAGCAGUGGCGGCGGGGAAGAAGUUCCUAUUGAAUUUGGUUCCAGGACACCGGAGGACAGUAUUUCUCUCGUCAACUUUGCGAACGAUUUCCUGGCUUCAUAGUAACACUCCCAAAUCUAUUAAUAAGUUCGAUCGAGCAAGCUUCGACCAAACAUCGAUGAAAGAUCACGCUAUAGUUUUAGUC
This is a messenger RNA of Selaginella moellendorffii, 1518 nucleotides long. Its product is annotated as probable polygalacturonase. Gene Ontology annotation, molecular function: polygalacturonase activity. Gene Ontology annotation, biological process: carbohydrate metabolic process. The coding region runs from base 18 to 1436 and encodes 472 amino acids. The transcript is spliced from 2 exons. The record is from RefSeq and is a predicted model, not a curated record. Lineage: Eukaryota; Viridiplantae; Streptophyta; Lycopodiopsida; Selaginellales; Selaginellaceae.